AUGAUUGGUGCGGAUGGCGUCAGCAAUACCCUCGAUGACGUGAUUGCAGUGGCCAAAAACGCGGAAAACGCGGGUCUCGACAAUGUCUGGCUGGCGAAUAUCUUCAGUUUUGAUGCCAUCACUACGCUGGCCUUGAUCGGUCGGGAAACUCAGCGCAUUGGUCUGGGGACUGCGGUCACGCCAACUUACCCACGCCACCCAACAGCCAUUGCACAGCAGGCUUUGACCACGGCCGCUGCCACCAACAACCGUUUUACUCUUGGCAUCGGUCUUUCCCACAAAGUUGUUAUCGAGGAUAUGUUGGGCAUGUCGUACGAUAAGCCUGCUAAACAUAUGCGUGAAUAUCUGAGUGUGCUGAUGCCGCUGGCCCGCGGUGAACAGGCCAACUUUGAAGGUGAACAGUAUCGCGUGCGCGGCGUGGCACUUGAUGUACCCGGGGCAGAGCGCUUGCCGGUUGUCAUUGCAGGCUUGGGUCCGGUGAUGCUGAAGCUGGCUGCCCAAUUGGCUGAUGGUACCAACACCUGGAUGGUGGGUCCAAAAACCAUGGAUGGCCAUAUUCUGCCUGCCCUGCAUGAUGCCGGUAACGCUGACCCAACCGUUGUUGCAGGCAUGCCUAUUGUGCUGACCACUAACGUGGACGCGGCUAAAGAGAAGAUUGCCAAGGAACUCACUAUCUAUGGCCAGCUGCCCAGCUAUCGCGCCAUGUUAGAUCGUGAAGGGGCUGCAGGACCGGCAGAUAUCGCCAUUGUUGGAGAUGAAAAUCAGCUGCGCGGUGAAAUCAAACGCUUUGCGGACAUGGGUGUGACCGACUUCAAUGCGGCCAUCAUGAAUACUGAAGCUGGCGCCUACGACCGCACGCUGGACGUUGUACGCAUUGUUUUUCUGCGGGGCUCACCGGAACGCAUUUAUUACACGCAGCGGCUGGGGCGAUAUUCGGUGCUGCUGGCGGUGGUCGUCAGCGCCGCAACCCAAGCCGUCUAUUUCCAGGACAACGUGGUGUUUGUGAUACUGCGUGUGUUUGCUGAAGUGACCAUGUUCAUGCUGAUGAUGGUACUGCUGACUGCCAGGAUUAGCCGCCUGCGUCUGGCUAAAGUUCUACUGACCUUAGUGUUGAUCAGCCUGCUGACCGACAGCGUACUCACGCUGUCAGGUGUUGGUCUGAAUCUGGCAUCCAUAGAACUGAGUCUGCGCGCCUUACCCGCGUACCUGCUGGCCGCGUUUGCCCUCUACGGCGCGUCCAGCGUUGUCGCCUGGGGUUUGAACAAGCCGCUGGUGCAAGGUGCUGGCGUAAUGGGUGUAUACGUUGUGGCGGUUAGCUUGAAUGGCUUGACAAACAUAGCCAUGGCGCUGGAUACCUUGCCGGAUUACGGCAGGGUGAUGCUGCUGGCGUUCCUGCUGACGCUGGUCCUCUAUGGGUUUACCCGCUUGUUACCAGGCGACAUGGGUUCAACGUUGCAGGUGCUGUACCGCAAAGGCGCCUUGUUGGCUCUACUGGGUGUACCCAUGGCGGUUUACCUGAUCAAUGUGCAGGUGCCUGUGCCAGUUGAUGAAUAUCAAUCCUACAGCACGCCCGUACCCGGUUACCUCGCUGGUGUUUUUUUGCUGAUCUGGCUGAUGGGUGUGUUUUAUCACCUGCGCAUCGCUGUUGGCGUGGUGCAGCAAACAACGACGGCUUUGAGCGAGCACACAGGUGGUGCUGAACAAGCCUGGCAUGUUGGAUUAGUAGAUGUUUUGUUACUCAGCCAGCUGGCUCAGCUUAAGCAGAGUACCUGGCGCUGGUUGGUGUUUGGUCGUCUGGUACAGGCUCUUUAUUGGCCUGCCCCCUGGGUCAGCGAACUGGUACAGCAACUGGCCCAGCACCUGGUUGAACCUGCAGAGCGGCUUGCUGCGUCAGCAUAUCGAGACAAUGAAGGCUGGGCACGGGAUGUGCGCAAGCUGAUCAAGCGAACGGAUACUUUGCAGGACAUUCCGGCGCUUGAGACCAGAGGGCUGCUGCGAACGCCAAGUCGUGGCGUGCAUUGGCUGCCGCCAAAACCGCAGGUCGACAGGGUGCGGGUUGAUGGGGUCGUAUUUGAAGAGAAAUGGGCCGGCACCAAGCGGCGCAGGAAAGACAAAAUCCGAGACCCCUACGAGCAGGCGUACUGGCUGAUCGCAGUCGCAUCAAUUGUGGUAGGCGUGUCGACCACGCUUACCGUUGUGCAGCGGGCGCCUGAGUUUGAGCCGAAGUAUCUGAAUGUGAAAUGGCAGGAUCAGAUGGUCCGUCGGUUAUAUGACGAAUCUAUUGCGCCCGAGUCAGCACCCGUUGCAGAACAGUUCCACGCGCGAUUCAAUGCGAACGGCGAUAUGAUGGAUGGUGCGAUGCUGGGUCUCGCAGAAGGUGACGCCCACGUGAUUCGAAAUGCGGGUGGCGUUGUAACAGACGAUGUCAUUCGUUCGCUGACGAUCUCUCAACGGCUGUUGGGUACCCGGGAGAUCAUGCUCAUUCACCAUACGGAUUGCGGCAUGCUUACCUUUACCGAUGCCGAUCUGAAACAAUCAAUUUUCGACGAAAUCGGCAUGAAGCCACCGUUUGCGUUGGAGGCAUUUGAUGAUAUCGAUGUCGACGUUCGAGGCUUUGUUUAUGAGGUGGAGAGUGGGCAGCUCAGAGAGUUAAUCCGCGCAGCAGAUGCUCGCGUUGUCGUAUUUCCCGAGAUGUCGAUUACUGGAUACGAGCUUGCCGCAGAAGUGGUUGAUCCAGAGGAUGCUCGACUUGAAUCUAUUGUCAGUGCCUGUGCCGACACAGGCGCGCUCGCGCUUGUCGGUGCGCCUACGCGGAGCGAUCUAGGAGACCACAUCUCGAUGCUGUGUGUUGCAGGCAGCGGCGUGACCGUGGCGUACAGUAAAAUGUGCUUGUCAGCGACUGAGGCAGAACGUUUCUGCGCUGGUAACAGCCCCGUGGUUAUCGAUGUGGAUGGUUGGCGGCUGGGGCUUGGGAUCUGUAAAGAUACAGGUGUGCCAGCGCAUGCCCAGUCAACGGCGGAUAUCGGUAUGGAUAUCUAUGUUGCAGGGGUAUUGGACUCGGUAGAAGAAUCUUCAAUUCAGUUGGAACGUGCGCAACUUAUCGCGGCGCAUCACGGAGUCUGGGUGGUGUUUGCAAGUUUUGCGGGCGCCACGGGUGGCGGUUAUAGUCAUGCUGCGGCACAAUCGCGAAUCUGGGCGCCCGAUGGUGCUGUACUGGCAUGUGCUGGUGAGGACAAACCCAAUGUUGUUCUGGUGGUGAUGGACAAUCUUGGCUGGGGAGAAAUUGGUAUGCAGUUCCUGAACUUUAAUGUUGAGACGCAAUGCACACCGAGUCGCUCAGCAUUGAUGACUGGACGUCAUCCGGUCCGAUCUGGUACCACCAAGGUUGAAGGUCGUUUCCCCACAGACCAGGGUUUCGAUGAAUGGUAUGGCAUUGCCAACACCACAGAUGAGGCGACGUAUUCUGCAGGAUUUCAGUUCGAUCCUGAGGUUGUCGAGACACCACAUAUUCUAGAGAGCACCAGAGGGAAAAAGCCGAAAGAAGUAAAGGUUUAUGAUCGGCAGGCGCGCGCUGAAAUUGAUUCCGAUCUAACGGAUCGAGCGAUCAGGUUCAUGCAGCGUAGCGUGAAAAGCGACAAGCCCUUUUUUGCAUAUAUUCCGUACACACAGGUGCACCUGCCGACGAUACCGCAUCCCGAAUUUUCCGGUACCACGGGUAACGGUCGUUGGGCCGACGUGUUAACUGAAGUAGACAGUAGGGCCGGACAGCUGCUGGAUGCGAUUGACGACCUUGGUAUUCGGGACAAUACCGUUUUCAUCUGGAUGAGUGAAAACGGCCCGGAAGAGAUCUAUCCUCACCACGGAACCUCUGGGCCUUGGCGUGGCACAUACUUCACAGCGCUCGAAGGUUCUCUGCGGACGCCAUUCCUGCUUCGCUGGCCUGGAAAGGUCGAAGCUGGGUCGAAACACAAUGAGAUCAUGCACAUCACCGAUCUUUAUCCAACGCUUGCUCGAAUUGCGGGAGCAGCUGCGCCAACUGAUCGUGCAAUCGACGGCCUGGAUCAGCUCGAUUUUAUUACUGGUAAGGCUGAGCGAUCGGCGCGGGACGGUUUCCCUGUCUAUAACGGAGAUACGCUUCAAGGGUACAAAUGGCGCAACUGGAAACUGCACUUUAAAACUCAGGAAACGAUGGGGUCGGUCAUUGAACAGCCUGGUAUGCCGCGACUGUAUAACCUGCUCACGGAUCCGAAGGAGCAAUACGAUCUCAUCGCGCACGGUGGGCGGGAUGGUGAAGACAAUUUCUGGGUAAUGCCUGCGAUAAUGAAACUGCUGAUGAAACACGCAGAGAGCCUUGCUGCAGAGCCGCCCAUUCCGUUAGGAACGCCGGAUCCUUAUGAGCCAGCCAAUCCUUAG
Messenger RNA from Symbiodinium necroappetens, 4413 nucleotides. Lineage: Eukaryota; Dinophyceae; Suessiales; Symbiodiniaceae. The record is from the annotation of a GenBank genome assembly.